AAGGAUUACUCUUGUCUUGUUAACGUUCUCACCAUUUGCACACAUAUUUAAUACAGAAUCACACAUUGUAUUAAUUAACAGUAAUGUAAACAACUGUGCACACGCGGCGAAGUUGGUCCAGGAUAUCUACCAAAGAACAACCAUACAGUGAUACAUAGUAUCUCGCUGCAUCGUCAUCGUCAGUCUCACUUUUCGCGGCAACGAGGCAGGCCGUCGCGCCGCUCACUUCGCAUCUAUAGUUGAGACAAAAAAACAAUAUUGCUACAAGGAAAAAUACCCGCAUAAAGUGAACGGUCAUUAGUGCUAUGUGCUAAACACGUUUUGUGGUUACUGGAUCGCUUAUCAAAACAAGUAUGACUGGAUCUUAAGUCGUAUUGAUUGGAAAAGCAACUUUGCUUGUUGACUGUGCACCGUGAUGCUUUGGGUGCUUGGGUUAGUGGGGUUCGUUGUAAAUGUUGGAGCUGCAAGCAUCAGCUCCUUCGAAGGUGCCGAAUGCCGUCCCUUCACUAAGUGUAAUAAGACUGGACAUGGACGCGAAGAUAUCACAUAUACAGUUAACGGUCAUGCAGUAAUCUUAGAUUUCCUCGAUGGACAUCAUUUUAGACUGAGAUGUGACAGCAACCGUGAUGGAGCUUUGCUGUUAUCGGAUGACUCCGAAUUGCCGUCUAUGACACGGCCUGUGACCGUGAAAGAAGCAGUAUUCAAUCAGUGUGUGAUUCCGCGUAGCACGUUUUACGAUGCAUUGAAGGCGUUUAAUGUCACAGUGACUAAGUCGCUUUUUUUAAAACUGCCCGCAGAACCUAGAUUGGAAAUCCGUCACUUGAAAGGUUUGCAAAUAACCAACCUUGAGAUUACUGCACUCGAUUCGACGAAUCCGCCGCGGCCAUCGUUUGACUUCCUAGAUGAGGUAUCUGGAUUGCGGACGUUGAAGCUUACCGACGUGGUUCUGGAACCAAAAAUACUGACCCGAUUACCAAUAUCACUUCAGAUCCUAAAUAUUGUGAAUGCGAGGCUUCCCGCCGCUGAGCACGUAUUACGCAUCAACAACAACAGUGCACCGGGUUGGAUUGAACGACUGCUUUCGCUACGUACUUUAUACCUAGCAGAAUCAUCGGCAAGCUUAGCAGUGUCUCCGGAAGCGACACUCACUCCACCACAACUGGCCUCACUGAAAAAUCUGACAAAUGUAGUUCUAAGCAACGUGCCGCUGGAUACGAGGCUUGAAAGUGGACUGAGCAGUUGGCUUAAAGGUUCUACUCUUAAAGAACUGAGAUUACAAUCAUGCAAGUUAACAGAACUGCCAAGCUCAAUGUUUGAUGGCGCAAAUAUAACAAAAGUUAUCCUCACCUACAAUAACCUCACGUCUUUGCCAAAUGGCGUGUUCUUUCCGCUGCAGUGGCUACGGGAGCUGGAUUUAUCAAAUAACAGACUGAACGGAGCGAAUCUUGCGCAGUCUGUGGCACCACUGAUACGGCUUCAGACGCUGAUGGCCAACAACAACCCCCUGGGCUCGCUGUGUGGCGAGGCUCGUAAUACUUUUAUAAGGCUAUAUGCUAACUUGCCGCAGUCCCUGCGUCAUCUGGAACUUAGAAAAACAGGCGCAACUCGCAUCUGCUAUGACUGGACCUACAACAGCGAACUUAUGCAUAUAGAUCUCAGUUAUAACGAAAUCGGUGAUUUGACGUUCGAUGAACUAGAAAUGAAGAGAAACUUGCACAAAACCGCUGGUGAGCCGGUCUGGCUUAACCUGAGCAACAACUCGCUGCGUGUUAUCGAAGUGUUACCCAGCGACGUCCAGCAAUGCACUGAAGACGCGUCUUCAACACCUGGAGAUACAGAUGUUCUUGUGCGAGUAAAAGUGCAGCUAAAGCUGAACGCGCUGACCUGCGACUGCGGUGCGUACUGGCUGCGUGAAGCACUGCAAGUGUGCUCGAUGUUGGAGCUGGAGGAGGAUGUCCCGUGUGACUCAGUCCCCGUGCCAGUUCGCGACACGCUACUCGCUCACGGACCUGAUGAUAUACUCUGCCCGUAUGACGGGUUCUGUUUACCAGAGUGUUCAUGUGACAAACGCCCCCGCGACAAUGCAACUGUAGUCCACUGCGCUGGUGCAUUGCCGCAAACACCUCUCUGGCCACCGGCUGCACGGGAGUACCCGAUUGCGCUUCACGUGGCACCGGGACGUUGCACGCCGUACCUCGCCUCGAACUUGUUGAGCUGCAUGCACCCAACAACAACAUCACUGACAUUGAUGGAGCGGACAUCUCUGAUACACUGCGGGUGUUAGAUGUGCGUAACAACAGUAUUGCACACGUUACCUUGGCAGCGGCUAAAUUGCUUGGUAGCGAACAAGCUACAGGGAAGAACCGAACUGUGUUGCUUGCCGGCAAUCGGUUAGCCUGCAGUUGUGGUGAUGCACCUGC
Leguminivora glycinivorella is the source of this 2420-nucleotide messenger RNA. RefSeq lists its product as uncharacterized. Lineage: Eukaryota; Metazoa; Arthropoda; Insecta; Lepidoptera; Tortricidae. Gene Ontology annotation, molecular function: protein binding. The record is from RefSeq and is a predicted model, not a curated record. The transcript is spliced from 8 exons. Gene Ontology annotation, cellular component: extracellular matrix. Bases 416 to 2284 code for a protein of 622 amino acids.